This is a messenger RNA of Seriola dumerili (greater amberjack), 1220 nucleotides long. Its product is annotated as dexamethasone-induced Ras-related protein 1-like. The coding region runs from base 86 to 880 and encodes 264 amino acids. Lineage: Eukaryota; Metazoa; Chordata; Actinopteri; Carangiformes; Carangidae. The transcript has 2 exons. The record is from RefSeq and is a predicted model, not a curated record. Gene Ontology annotation, molecular function: GTPase activity; GTP binding.
GUCAGACCCCUCACAUCCCUGAGAGGAUUUAAAAACCAUCUCUUGCCCACAGCACCGUCCACCGCCGCGUGCAACCGCUGCAAGCAUGAUUAAGAAAAUGUCACCAGCUGAGAAUGAUUUCGACAUACCGGCCAAGAACUGCCACAGGAUGGUGAUCCUGGGCUCCACGAAAGUUGGGAAGACAGCCAUCAUCUCUCGGUUUCUGAACGAGAGGUUUGAUGAUCAGUACACGCCGACUAUUGAGGACUUUCAUAGAAAAUUCUACAGCAUCAGGGGAGACGUUUACCAGCUGGACAUUUUGGACACAUCUGGAAAUCACCCCUUCCCUGCAAUGAGGAGGCUUUCAAUUCUUACUGGUGAUGUGUUUAUUCUGGUCUUCAGUCUGGACAACAGAGACUCCUUCCAGGAGGUGCAGCGCCUGAAGCGCCAGAUUUAUGAGACCAAGUCCUGCCUACGAAACAAAACCAAGGAGAACGUGGACGUCCCGCUGGUCAUCUGCGGCAACAAGUGUGACAGGGACUUCUACCGUGAGGUGCAGGAGGACGAGAUCGAGCAGUUAGUCGGCGGGGAAGAGCACUGCGCCUACUUUGAAAUCUCAGCAAAGAAGAACACCAACGUAGACCAGAUGUUUCAGACUCUCUUUACUUUGGCCAAAUUGCCCAACGAAAUGAGUCCCGACCAGCAUUGCAAAGUUUCUCUGCAGUACUGCGAGGUUCUCCACAGAAAGUCCUUCAGAAACAAGAAGUGCAAAGACGGGAACGCAUAUGGGAUUGUGGCGCCGUUUGCACGGAGGCCCAGCGUGCACAGUGACUUGAUGUACAUAAAGGAGAAAGCUGUGGGAGGCAGCCAGGCCAAAGAGAAAGGCUGCGUCAUAUGCUGACAGCUCUUUUUUUUUUUUGCCAGCGUGCAAGAGACUUUCUGAGAGACUUUCCAGAGUUGAAAGAGAAGCCAGCCGUCCUGCAUACAGGACCCACACGCCCAUCAACAGUAGAUUACAGCGACACAUUGUGAUUCAAACUGGGCUGAGACUCAACGGACAAGUGAUGUAGUCAUACAGUAGAUGGUCUGAAAAUGCUGUAAAAUCUGCCUCUACAUUAGCUUACCAAGAGCAGCACUUGAGAAAAAAUGUUUACAUUUUUGCUAUUUUUUUUCAAACUUGAUGGAACUUGAAUGUUUGUUGCAUUACGAACAAAUUUUAUUCUAAAUGUGUAUUUAUUAAG